AUGUCAUACUAAUUUCACAUGCAAAGUCCAAGUAUCUAGUAUAAAUCGGUAAAAUCAAAUUGAAACCAGCAAAUUGAACCAGGCUUAUCUACUGGAAUCAGUAAAAAUUGACUUUGACGCACAUCGCCUAGCAUAAAUGCACUCGAUCAGAACAUUACCUAUCUUGGGGAAUCUUUUUCGGUUGUGUACGUUACAAUUUACAUAAUUGCGCUCGAUUACUCUCCACUUAUUAAUUGACGAGCCAUGGCAAAGUCUUUUCCCGGAGCUGUCGAAGUGCAAACUGCCGAAGAAUCAAUUAGAUCAGAUCUCUUUUCAGUGUACAUGGCUUUCAACAAGCUUGACAAUUGUCUGUUCAGCGACGGUGAGGGGUAAACUAUCACGACAUAAUCUAACCACACGUGAAUCAGCUGGACUUCAGAAAAACUAAUAACAAACGUUACCAAAGGAGAUGUUCAGACCACUGCGAGAAGUAGAUUGGAAAUUCCUUCAUCGUUCGUUAAUCUACUACCAAUCCAAAACGAUUUGCCCCUAAUCGUACAACAUCCGCGACAGUGCGAUUUCUGCUUUAUCACAACAAUCCAGCUAGCUCUUCGUCGAUAAAGUAUCUUUCGAGAGCCAUGAUUAGACUAACUGGUGACCUUGUGGAUUUUUGGGAAGAUUUGUCUUAAUCCUUGAAUAAUGUGCUGAAGGACUGCAAGCGUUGGUCCCUAAAACCAGUCAAGAUUUCGACCGGAUCCUUAUAAACUACCAGUGCUUGAUCUGUUCGAUCUCAAGCACUUUGGCCUGAGCCUGAAUCCGACAUUUUCGCCAAGCAAGCGAUAAACAGGUAGCACGUCCAGUUUUUUGCCGGACUCACAGCGCUAUACUUGUUGUAAGGCACACGUAGUGAAUACCUUACCCUUCGUGUCAGUAGUCGGCUGUGUAGCUAUGUUGUCGUUCUUGUACGUCUCCACACUCCUCUUGAAGGGCUCAUGCAGUCCUAAAUUACUUGUAUAACUUAAUCAAGAAUGUGUCUAGCAUCAUGACUAUUGAGCAGCGCAGUGACUUGGUUUGUAGUCUCUAAGAUGUUUAACAAGUAGCGCAGUAGACACGUCGUCGACGAGGGUUGGAGAGAGCCGAUAAGGACGCUGAUGUGGCAAUGGUAUCAUCAUGUCUCCAUAUUAGUAGAAAAAUUAAUGAGAAGGAUAAAACUGGUUUCAUAGGCUUGACGCGGAAUACUUAUACGGGUAGAACCGUAUCGAUUCAGCGUACGCAAAUCAAAACUCGAGCUCUCAACAUGUUUAUCUUCACUCGAUUAUAAACAUUGUCCAAAUAUUGUUCACCCACAGCCAGCCAUUUAUCAGUGAAGUAAUAUCUUUCUUCCAUGUGUUUCUUUAAAUUUCAGAAUCGUUGAGCGUCUUCGUAUCGCUAUGAAGAGUGGAUGUCACGAUUGCCCCUGCCAUACUCUCAAGACCUUUGGUCGUAUGCUCAUGGGAAAUACCAUCAAGUGAGGCUAAAACGACUUUUCCGAGAUGUUCUUGUCAGUCAUGAGAAUUAUAUCAGUAAUCGUAUCGUCAUAAGAUGUUACCUCAAGGAAAUCGGCGACGGAGGCACCAACACCAGUAUCUGUGAGAAGAACGGCGCAUACCACUGCCGAGUAACUUGUACAAUGUGGUACUUACAUCUUCUCGAAACAAGAGGUGUUAAGCUGUAGAGCCAAUUCAAAACACAUUGUUCGCAGUGAUACUACAAUCACAAAAUUUAAAGCAAUUUUGAGCCACCCGAAAGUUGCGACUUGCAAGGUUGUACACGUCCACAUGGCAAUAUUUCAACAACGCUACGAGAUACUUCAGUUUCACCGUCAAAAUUUCAUUCCAGGCGAAGCAGAUCGUAACACGCGUAGGAAGUAUACAGCGGUAGAAAAGACUUUAGUUUUAAGAGCUCCGACAGAUUAUCGAAGAAUAGCAUCUUUAUCGAUGCUUAAAACGGGCCUCUGAGCGUAAAGCGCACUAUGGUCCUAGGAAAAACGCACUUGUUUACAGGUUGAGCAUUGACAUGUGCUGAAUAUUAGCACUUCAUAGCUGUCACAGUUGCUAUCCUAUAAUACUCAUUCAGAGGGUUGUAG
Plasmopara halstedii is the source of this 2104-nucleotide messenger RNA. RefSeq lists its product as uncharacterized. NCBI's taxonomy places the organism in Eukaryota, Oomycota, Peronosporomycetes, Peronosporales, Peronosporaceae. The coding region runs from base 1421 to 1693 and encodes 90 amino acids. The transcript has a single exon. The record is from RefSeq and is a predicted model, not a curated record.